GCGGGUUCUGCAGGAGGAACUGCCGGGGGAACCCCAACUGCCUGGUGGGCAUCGGGGAACACGUCUGGCUGGGCGAGAUCGAUGAGAACAGCUUCCACAACAUCGACGACCCCAACUGCGAGCGUCGCAAGAAGAACGCGUUCGUGGGCUUAACGAACCUCGGCGCCACGUGCUACGUGAACACUUUCUUGCAGAUGUGGUUUCUUAACUUGGAGCUCCGGCAAGCCCUCUACUUGUGUCCCAGCAGCACGCACACGGCCGGAGAGGGCAUCCCGAAAGACAAAGACUACGAGCCUCAGAGCAUUUGCGAACACCUCCAGUACUUGUUCGCUUUGCUGCAGAACAGCAAGAGGCGAUACAUCGAUCCCUCGGGAUUCGUCAAAGCGCUGGGCUUGGACACUGGACAGCAGCAGGAUGCCCAGGAGUUUUCAAAGUUGUUCAUGUCACUGCUGGAAGAUACUUUAUCCAGACAAAAAAACCCAGAUGUUCGAAACAUCGUGCAAAAGCAGUUCUGCGGAGAGUACGCUUACGUCACGGUCUGCAACCAGUGUGGCAGGGAGUCCCAACUCGUGUCUAAAUUCUACGAGCUGGAGUUAAACAUCCAAGGGCACAAGCAAUUGACAGACUGUAUAACAGAAUUUCUUAAGGAAGAAAAACUAGAAGGAGACAAUCGUUAUUUUUGCGAAACUUGUCAGAGUAAGCAGAACGCCACGAGGAAGAUCCGGCUGCUGAGCCUUCCCUGCACGCUCAACCUGCAGCUGAUGCGCUUCGUGUUCGACAGACAAACCGGCCAUAAGAAAAAACUCAACACCUACAUCGGCUUCUCCGAGCUGCUCGACAUGGAGCCUUUCAUGGAGCAAAAAAAUGGCGUCUAUGUCUACGAACUCAGCGCCGUCCUCAUCCACCGCGGUGUCAGCGCCUACUCCGGCCACUACAUCGCCCACGUGAAGGAUCCGCAGACGGGCGAGUGGUACAAGUUCAACGACGAAGACAUCGAAAAGAUGGAAGGGAAGAAACUGCAGCUGGGGAUUGAGGAAGAUCUAGCCGAACCUUCCAAAUCCCAGACUCGUAAACCCAAGUGCGGGAAGGGGACCCACUGCUCACGCAAUGCUUACAUGCUGGUGUACCGGCUGCAGACCCGCGAGAAAUCGCUGACGGUCGAAGUACCAGCUUUUCUGCAGGAGCUGGUAGAGCGGGAUAACUGCAAAUUCGAGGAGUGGUGCAACGAAAUGGCCGAGAUGCGCAAACAGAGCGUGGCCAGGGGCAAAAUCAAACACGAGGAGGUGAAGGAGCUCUACAAAAGGUUACCCGCUGAAGCUGGUUCCCCGUACGACUUCAUCUCUCUCGAAUGGCUGCAGAAAUGGCUGGAUGAGUCCACUCCCCCCAAACCCAUCGAUAACACAGCCUGCCUGUGCUCGCACGGCAAACUCCAUCCCGAUAAAAUCUCCAUGAUGAAGAGGAUAUCAGAGUACGUGGCUGACUUCUUCUACAGGCGGUACGGAGGAGGGCCCCGGCUGAACGUCAAAGCACUUUGCAAGGACUGCGUGGUAGAACGGUGUCGAAUCCUGCGGCUGAAAAACCAGUUAAACGAAGACUACAAAACCGUAACGAACCUGCUGAAGAUCACAGUCAAGGGGAACGACGGGUUUUGGGUCGGGAAGGCGUCCUUGCGGAGCUGGCGGCAGUUGGCUCUGGAGCAACUCCAUGAGCAAGACGAAGACGCGGAGCACAGCAAUGGCAAAAUGAACGGAAACGCACAAAACAAAGAUGAAUCCAAUGAAGAGAAGAGAGAGGAGGAAGAGGAGUUAAAUUUUAAUGAAGACAUCGUUUGCCCACAUGGUGACCUGUGCAUCUCCGAAAAUGACCGGAGGGUGGUUUCCAGGGAAGCCUGGGAGAAGCUCAAGCAAUAUUUUCCAAAGGCCCCUGAAUUCCCAAAUAACAAAGAGUGCUGCUCCCAGUGCAAGAUUUUGGAGCGCGAAGGAGAGGAAAACGAAGCUCUCCAUAAGAUGAUGGCCAGCGAGCAGAAGACUUCUCUCCAGAACCUGUUUCACGAUAAAUGCAGACCUUGCCUGGGCAGCUGGCCUCAG
Molecule: messenger RNA, 2087 nt
Organism: Pterocles gutturalis (yellow-throated sandgrouse)
Lineage: Eukaryota; Metazoa; Chordata; Aves; Pterocliformes; Pteroclidae
Gene: USP48
Product: ubiquitin specific peptidase 48
Exons: 16
Biological process (GO): protein deubiquitination
Cellular component (GO): nucleus; cytosol
Molecular function (GO): cysteine-type endopeptidase activity; cysteine-type deubiquitinase activity
Source: RefSeq, a predicted model, not a curated record